This is a messenger RNA of Macrobrachium nipponense, 1486 nucleotides long. Its product is annotated as peptidyl-prolyl cis-trans isomerase-like. The record is from RefSeq and is a predicted model, not a curated record. The transcript has 5 exons. The coding region runs from base 341 to 1015 and encodes 224 amino acids. Lineage: Eukaryota; Metazoa; Arthropoda; Malacostraca; Decapoda; Palaemonidae.
AGCGAUCUUUAGUCGGGACAUCAGUGACUUGAAAAGACAUCUGUCAGUCAGUGCCACUGACGCCACUGUGAGAACAGACCAAUCGUAACGCCGUUCUGUCCCAAAUCUCUCUCAUUUUAGAAAUUAAAUUUCAACUACCAGUGUUUUCUAAUAAUAAAAACUGCCAGUACAACGGCUCAUGACCACUGUUCACCUAACUACGAAUAGAUUCGUGAUAGAGUUGUUAUAUAAGCAAGUAAACUCUUGGCUGAUGUUGAUACAAAAAUAUUUCCUGAGGUAGCAAGAGCAGCUGAUAGGACACGACCGAACGGUUGCUGACUAUACGGACUCAGGUUUCAAGAUGAUGGCCAUAACGCAGCUGUUAUCAAAUCUGGUCGAGCCCAAGAGCCCGACUUCCCCAUCUCAGCUCUCCCCAAAUUCCCCCAACUGCUCUCCGUCCCUCGUGCGGAGGUUCCCGAGCGCCAUCUUCGCUCCCCAGGCACCGAAGGUGGUGUUCGAGUUCGCCACGCCAGAGGAGUCGCUUGGGAAGGUCGUCGUCAAGAUACUAGAGGACACCGGUGAACUGGGAACUGAGUUCGAAUCACUGGCGACAGGUUCUAACGGUUAUGGCUACCAGGGUUCUAGGGUAUAUGCCAGCUGCAGGAACGAGUGGUGCCUCAUGGGCGACGUCCUCUACAAAACAGAGGACCCCCAGAAGGAGGGUUCCUCCUCCGAGGAAGAAGACGUCACGAUGGAGCUACCGACAGUGUACAAAGGAUACACUGGAAUUAUAGAGACCCAGCAGAGUCCUCACCAAGACACAACUGGGUCGGUGGUGCUCGUCGGUACUGACCUGGACGCAGGUUCCAACACCUGGACCCUGGGACCUCAGUUCAAGAUCUGUCUCGGCGAAUCGCUUAUCAGGUCAGGUCGCGUCGUGGGUCAGGUCACCGAAGGCCUGGAGGUCGCCCACGAGGUGUCCCAACAAUUCGAAACUUCUCCCAGAAUAACCAUCAGUUAUUGCGGUUCUUGCUGAUGCCAGAGUUCAGAGAAGUAAAUAAAUAAAUAAAGGAAAUAAAUAAAUAAGUAAAUGAACAGAUUAAUAAAUAAGUAUAUGAGUAAAUUAAUAAAUAAGUAAAUCAUUGAAAAGUAAAUAAGUAAGUAAAUAAAUAAACAAGUAAAUAAGUAAAAGAGUAAAUUGAUAAAUAGAUAAGUAAAUAAAGACAAAGUAAAUAAAUAAAUAAAUAUAUAAGAAAAAUUACCUCAAAAUUUUCUUUAGUAAAAUAAACUGACAGUGAAGAAAAACAAAAAAAAGUUUGGUAGACAACAUUCUGAGUGCAUACCUCGGGCAAACCCCCGCCCCCUUAACACCCCCCCCCAAAAAAAAAAAGAAAAAGAAAAAAAGAAAAUAAUGAUAAACUAAAAAGUUGGAUCAUGUCCUUGUCCGGAUUUAUUAAAAAGAAAACUACUGUCAGGUCUUCCCAGCCCGGCGACCCACCCCACCUCU